GAGGCGGAAAUUUGACAUGAAAUGAUCAAAAUUAGAAGACUUAGUUAUCAUCCGGUAAUUGUCUUGCCAAUGACAAUGCUCGGCAUUCUUAAUAAUAUUGCUUUUGAAUCCCUUUUAGUUGAUAAUGGAUUUCUAUGUGAGUUGUCUCGUGUAUUGUCCUUGACUUGAGCGCCAGGUCAGUUGAAGUACAGCACGCUGUUAUCGGUCUCAAAUCUCUGAAGCAGGUCCCGUUAUCGUUAAAUAAAACAAAUUCCGUGGUUGGUGGCUUGGUCAUUUGCAAAUCAACGGUCGGUGGCUUGUCACUGGAAAGUGGACACUGCAUCUAAGACGCUAACAUGUUCUCCAUGGGUCACCGCUGCGCCCUGCUUUACCUGAUGCUACUUGCACUGGUCGUUGCUGCAAAGGACGGAAAAUGGACGAGUUGGAGUGACUGGAGCCGAUGUUCUCGCUCUUGUGGUGUUGGUGUCUCAUUCCAAACAAGGAGCUGUUUGAACAGAACUGGUUCAUUAACCCUCGGAUGUGAUGGGCUAUUGAGACAAAAUCGACUUUGCAAUAUACAGGAUUGUCCUGCGGAGGAUGUGGACUUCCGAUCAGUCCAAUGUGCAGCCUAUAACAGUAAACCAUACUACAAUGGGAAAAAGUUCGAAUGGGUUCCUGUGAAACGAGAUGCCUUUCCUUGUGAGCUGACUUGCAUGCCAAAAAGGCAGAGAUUCUUUGUGAAAUUCUCGGACAAAGUUACAGACGGAACACCAUGUAGAGAAGGGUCUCUUGAUGUUUGCAUUGAAGGGAAAUGUGAGAGAGUUGGCUGUGACUUGGUAUUAAAUUCCACCGCAACAUUUGACAAAUGUAGAGAAUGCAAUGGGAGGAAUACAAAAUGUAGACUUGUUAAAGGAGUUUUUGAACUAAAACAAAUCGAAGCCGACUACAUUGAGAUGUUGCGCAUCCCUGCUCGAACAACCACCAUUUUUAUAAAAGAAGAAGGUGACCUGAACAAUUAUAUUGCUUUGAAAAACUACAAAGGUGAAUACAUUCUCAACGGAGAUUGGACAAUCAACAGACCAGGAAAAUACAAACUGAAUGGCCAUUAUGCUGUAUACGAACGCUCAAACAAGGAGCAUUCUUUGAAAAUUGAUGGCCCCAUUGAUGCUCCAUUGACUAUAGAGACGCUCGCCUUGAAAGCUCCUGUCCGAUUCAGCUAUGAAUACUACGUACCAAACGAACUUGGCAAUAAUAUCCCAACGACCACUUACAGAUGGACGGUUGAGAAGCGCAGUGAAUGCAGUGCGUCUUGCGCAGGAGGCGUGCGAUAUAAAAAAGUCGUGUGUGUAGCUUCGAAUAAUGGCCGAACCGUUUCUGAAUUGUUGUGCAAUAGCGACGAGCGACCAGCCAGCGAGGAAGAGUGUAAUAUGCAGCCCUGCCCUGCCCAUUGGUUUGUGGGUGAAUGGAGCUCCUGCUCAACGUCUUGUGGCAUUGGUGAGAAAGUAAGACGUGUCCACUGCGUUCGCGAGGCUGUGAAUGGGCAGACUGAGAUGCUUCCAUACUCCCGUUGUAAGGGCAAUCGACCAGCUAAAACGGAAAAAUGCUCCGUCAAGCAAGUCUGUCCACAAUGGAAAGCUGACGCUUGGUCCGAGUGCUCAAAAACAUGUGGACCAGGUGUAAAGACUCGCAGAGUAAAAUGUAUUGGGAUCGCAAAUUAUGCAUCAAACACACUCGAGGAAGGGAGCUGUGACACGACGAUCAAGCCCGUCAAUCAAGAGGGUUGUGACCUUGGGUCCUGUAAUCUUACAUGGGUGGCUGAGUCCUGGAGCCAGUGCUCAGCCCAUUGUGGAAAAGGUAUGCGAAAUCGACACGUCACUUGUCAAAACUCAGAAAGACGGGUUUUUCCAGACGGGUUUUGUGACAGCACUUUCAAACCAACUGCAGUUGAGGACUGCCUUGUACCAGGACCAUGCCAGCCAAUGUGGUACGCCACCCAGUGGUCAAAAUGUUCAAGGGAUUGUGGUUAUGGUAUUCAAGUUAGAAUGGUAUACUGUGCUGAGAAGAUCGCAGGGAAUCUCAGGAUUCUUGACAGCUCUAACUGUAAAAGUGCAGAGAAACCAUCCAAAAUGAAGAAGUGUCACCAGCUGAAACCAUGCAUUUCACAGUACUUUGCAUCCUUGUGGAAACCAUGUAGCGCAAGUUGCGGCACAGGGUUGCGCCUCAGAAAGGUUCGUUGUUACGCCGAUUCUCGUAUUGACUAUUCUGAAGAAACUUGCAAGCAUCUGAAGAAGCCUGCCUCGGUUGGACUUUGUAAUCGCCAUUCAUGUUCAGGUAAGAAUGUUGAGGACGUUAAAAGCGUUGUAGAAGUGGUUACAAAAGCUCCAAAAGUAUUAACAACAAAAGUAGUCGUGAAAGCAACAACAGGAAGAAAAUCAACUCAGAGAAAACCUACUGAGAAAGUAACACAAAGGCCAACAACCAAAAGAACAACUACUGAAAAAGAAACUCAACCGCCACCAACCAAAAGAACAACUACCGAGGAACUAAUUCAACUGCCACCAACCAAAAGAACAACUACCGAGGAACUAAUUCAACUGCCAUCAACUAAAAGAACACCCACUGAAAAGGUAACACAAAGGCUAACUACCCAGGGCAUUGAGCCCCCAACCACAGAAGUGAAGACAACACAACCACCGGCAAAACCCACGACAGUCAAGGUAAAAACUGAAAAACAGAACCCAAGGCACAUAAAAGCAAUCAUCAUCAGCUUCCAAGGACCAGAAUCUAUUGACGAGGGAAGCACAGUUGACUAUUAUUGUAAUUCGAUGGGUGAACCAAUACCCCAGAUUUCUUGGACGUUCAAUGGAAAGCCUGUUGACAAGCUUGGCGAUCGUUUUCUUCUCCUUAAUGGAAACUCCCAUCUUGUCAUCACAAAUGUUCUGAAAAGUGACAUUGGCGAGCUUGUAUGUUCGGCAUCGAACGUUGCUGGGUUUGAAACGAGGUCCAUGGAUAUAAAGGUUACGUCUCCACCAUCGGUUGCUGUUGCUCCAGCGAUUGCUGAUCUUAAAGAGGGCAACUCUUUCUUCACGACAUGUGACGUAACAGCAUACCCUGCAGCUAAAAUAACUUGGCGAAAAGAUGGUCGUAAAUUCCUUGGCGAUUCAAGUCGUGUUUUCGUCGCCGAUACCAUGAUUCGAUUCAAGAGCCUGGUUAUUGCAGAUUCUGGCAAUUAUGAAUGCUAUGCUGAGAAUUCUGUUGGUUACGAUAGGAAAACGAUGUUUUUGAACGUGCAACCAAAUCAACAAGUAAGCUCUUGUGUGGACGACCCAGAUCGGGCCAAUUGCGUCAUCAUCAAGCAGUUCAACUUGUGCACACAUCAGUUCUACUCUGCUGCAUGCUGCAAGACCUGCUCCGGCAAAUGAGCCAACGAUCCUCUAUAUACUUCUUAUUUAAACAUGAUUUGUUGAAAUUCAAGAACACUAUAUCAGGAUAUCUUUUUUAUCUUUUUGGUUCAAAAAUAAUGAUGUUGUGAAAAGAGCAUCGAAUGUGCUCUGAUAGGUUGCUAAAAUCUCUACUAGGCCAAUGAGAUAUUUACAUGAUAGUUUCACCGUUGAAGAUUAAUUUUGCUAUGUUUAUCACUAUGAGGACUUUACCAAAGAAUAUAGGUAUAAGUCACAUAUUAAAAUUCGUUUUGGUAGCUUUUUGUAAAUUAAGAUUCCUGUAGUUAUGGCUAAAAAUUGUCAAAAGUUGAAACCAAAGUGCUAAAAAUAGGCAUAUAUAUGUCAUAAAAGUAUUGUAUUCUAUGAUUACUCGAUAUGGAAUUGCGUUUCUAUUGUAGAAAUAAUGUGAAAACAACCAA
This is a messenger RNA of Rhopilema esculentum, 3838 nucleotides long. RefSeq names its product papilin. The record is from RefSeq and is a predicted model, not a curated record. Gene Ontology annotation, cellular component: extracellular matrix. NCBI's taxonomy places the organism in Eukaryota, Metazoa, Cnidaria, Scyphozoa, Rhizostomeae, Rhizostomatidae. Gene Ontology annotation, molecular function: metalloendopeptidase activity. Gene Ontology annotation, biological process: proteolysis; extracellular matrix organization.